Molecule: messenger RNA, 729 nt
Organism: Pistacia vera
Lineage: Eukaryota; Viridiplantae; Streptophyta; Magnoliopsida; Sapindales; Anacardiaceae
Product: late embryogenesis abundant protein At5g17165
Exons: 2
Coding region: 101-490 (129 amino acids)
Source: RefSeq, a predicted model, not a curated record
AGAUUUUCCUUACUCAGAGCAAAGCUGAAGCUGAAGCCAAAAGCUAGAGCUAUCAAAUCCUCAAUCUCUUCUGAAAAUUUCUCUUUGCUGUGUUUAUUGUAUGGCCGCCAAUUCGAAGAGCACUCGAGAGAUCGCCAACUUGGGGAAGCGCGUCGUCAACCACUUCUUCACGCGCGAUCCAGCUCACUCUGCCGUAACUCGCGCCUCCAGGAGGGCUGCACACAAUUCGGCAUAUGACAAGAACAUUGACGAUCAGGUCCGUCCGGCUAUAGUCCCAGACGAUGUGAUUCAGCCCCUAUCUGAUAAAUACUGGGCACCGCAUCCGCAAACUGGGGUAUUUGGACCUGCAGUCGAGAACCGUCCUGGUGCAGGCGGGGAACGCGAGUACUAUUCCUCGCCUGCAAAUGGUUCUGGCGAGUCUGUGCUGGAAGAGAAAGCCUGGUUCCGCCCCACGAGUCUUGAGGACUUGGAGAAGCCCCUCCACCAUUGAGGACUACUAACUUCUGAGCCUGGGGAGAGGAGCCCUCUGUUAAGAUAAGUAAUAGGUUGUUUGUGUAAUAAUAAGAGAAUUGCAGUAGAAUAAUACUGGUUAAUGUUCAAAAUAUAUGUAAAACUAUAAUAUUUGGAUGAAGUUGGUAAUGUAUCUAGGGAAUGAAUCUAUGUUUGUGGAUUAUGUUUUCAAGAUAUGUAAACUACUUUGUUAUUUUGAUUAUAUUUGGGUUGUUAAUA